This is a messenger RNA of Paralichthys olivaceus (Japanese flounder), 1242 nucleotides long. The record is from RefSeq and is a predicted model, not a curated record. Lineage: Eukaryota; Metazoa; Chordata; Actinopteri; Pleuronectiformes; Paralichthyidae.
UAACCCUGCUGACCUGUUAGCUUAACUAGCCCUGCUGACCUGUUAGCUUAACUAACCCUACUAUCCUGUUAGCUAGGUGGAGGCUGCCCUGCUAACUAACUCUUCCGUCCUCACCAGGAGUCGUCACCACCAUCUCGAAGCUGACGAAGCUGUGCGUCCUGAGACUGACCCCAGACCACCUGUUCUUCGUUCUGUCCGGUAAAGUGGCCAAUGGAGGGGUCAGCAUGUGGUGUGAACUGUCACAGGCCAACUUCUUUGAUGAGUACCAGAUGGAGGGUGUGUCCCCUGAGGACAAUGAGAUUUGUCUGGAGGUGACUCCAGAGAACCUGUCCAGAGCCCUGAAGACGGUCCAGAACGCCAAGUCCGUCAAGGUUAAACUGACCAAGAAGCACUGCCCCUGCCUCACCAUCGCUGCGGAGCUGCCCACCCUGUCCAGCAUCAGUCGAGUCGUCACUCACGACGUCCCGGUCAACGUCAUCCCCCGCAGACUCUGGCAUGAAUUCAAAGAACCAAACAUGCCAGACUUUGAUGUCAGCAUCUACCUGCCUCCUCUGAAGACCAUGAAAAGCGUCGUGGACAGAAUGAAGAACCUCUCAAACUUCCUGGUAAUCGAGGCCAACCUGAGCGGACAGAUGAAUCUGAAGAUUGAGACCGAUCUGGUUUCCGUCACCACGCACUUCAAAGACCUGGGGAAUCCACCGUGGGGUGAAAGGGCGACGACGCCUCACAGGACGACAGUGCGUCUCGGAGCAGGGACCCAGAGUCCAUGGCUGAGGCCCGAGUGGACAUCAGGAGGCUGCAGCAGUUCCUCAUGGGACAGCAGGUCAACCCCAGCAAGGCCAUGUGCAAUCUCGUCUGUCAGAAGGUCGUCCACCUGAUUCUGCUGCAUGAAGAUGUGUCGCUCCAGUAUUUCAUCCCUGCUGUGGCGUAGACUGCCGAGCUCACGAGUUGUUUCUGCUCGCUGUGAGUUUAGGGAAAUGAAAACUGGGCUGUUUCCUGUCGGGGCCCAGGAGGAGACACGUGUCACAACAAUGUCAAGAGUUCUACUGUCCCAUGUUUCAGUGACCAUGCUCCUUUCCAGAUCUGUCGCUGGACCUCAGGAAGAUACUGACCUCUGGUGGACAGAUGGUAAACACACAUGAAGGGACAUUUGUGGCAGUUCACGAGAUGAACGAGAGCAAACUUUGCACAAUCCUUGUUUCAGGAAGUACAGAUGUUAUAUUUGACAUUAAAAGUGUCACA